AAGAGUAAGAAGAAGAAAGAGAGAGAAAGUUAUGAUGGAAAUGGUGAGCGCUAUGAAUGUAAAGGUGGACAAGUAACAAGUGGUUGAAGAUGAUUUUCAGUUGAGUUAACAGUUGAUCUCCUUGAGUUUCGUUUGUUAAAUAGUAAUCAAGUGAAUUUAAAAGUAAGUUUAUCAUCAAAAUGAAAGUGAAAGUGAAUUGUGAAUGAAUUUUAUAGUUGAUUUGAUAUAGGAUGGCCUUUAAUGUUGUUGUUAUUAUCACAAGAAAGGAUUAGUUGUUUGGUUUCAGUUCAAUCAUGCAAACUGAUUAUACUUGUUGGAAUCCAGGUGAUUCAUAUCAGUUGACCAGUUUAUCUGGAUCAUCUUCAUCUUCAUCACUCAAUUAUAAUCAAACAAAUUGUGAUCAACAACCAACUUCAACAGCAACAACAACUACAACAACAAUAAGCAAUACUUCAAUACCAAAUGAUUCAGUGUUUAAUAUGUUUGAUCCAACAGAUUCAGUUAACCAUUUAAAUAGUGAUUCUUAUCAUCAUUUAGAUUAUCAUCAUCAACCAAUUGAUUCUUAUAAUUAUUCUCAAUAUUACAUUAAUGAACAAUCAUCUUAUCACAUUAAUUGUGAUCAAUUGUCAAUUGAAAGUUCAAAUAAUAAAUGUUAUUCAUCUGAAUCAUCUUCACCUGAAUUGUGGGACAAUUAUGGAUUAACCGAUAGUAACAAUAAUAUCAAUCAAAGUGGACAAGUUUAUAACAAUUAUCAGUCAAAUGUAACAAGUUAUUGUGAUCAACAACAAAACUCAAAUCAAAAUGAUCUUAAUAUUGGAAAGACAUUUACCAAUGAUAAUAACAUUGGAAGUAUAAAGGCCAAUGUGAAAUUAACAAACAAAUCAACUUCAAGAUUGUCUCUUAAACAAUCAAACAAUCGAAAGGUUUUAUCUGUCAAUAAAAUAAAGAAUGAAAAUGUUUCCCAUUUCAAUUCAAAUCAGAUCCCUAAUCAUUAUCAUCUCCACCAUCAAACCCAUCAUCCACACCAUCGAUCAAUUGAAUAUCGAAAUGAAAAGUAUGGGAAUCCUGAAGAUGAAGAAAGACGAAGACGAAGACGAGAACGGAAUAAAGUGGCCGCAACCAAAUGUCGAAACAAGAAGAAGGUUCAUGUUUACAAGUUGUGUCAAGAAUCUGAAACAUUGCAAUUGACCAAUUCAAGUUUAAAGGAUGAAAUGUUGAUCCUGAAAAGGGAAGAGCAAAGACUAAAUGAAUUGCUGGUUAAACAUUUACCUUAUUGCAUGAGACGAACUCUUAAACCAAUUAGUGAUUCACUUAAUCUUUAGAUUGAUUAUAAUCUCAACACCAACACAAUCCUUUAUUCAAUCCUCCAUAUUGAUCAUCUAUUUAUUAUUUCAAUUGUCACACUUGUUUAACUUAAUCAACAACUUGGUUCAUUUGCGGGUCUCAAAUCUCAUCAAUUUAAAUAAAUCAUUUUCCUUCCUUCACCUUUUCAUCUUUUCAUGUAAAAUUAAAACUCAACCAUGUAAUGUCCAUAACUAAACCAUCAACCAACUUUCCAAUCAACCAAAAAAUGAUUUUCUUCUUCUUCUUGUACAGAAAACACUUUUUACUCUUGAUUUUUGUUCAUCUAUUAAUCAGUUGUUAAAUUAACAAAUGUUAAAUGCAAGUGCAAAUGUAAAUUCAAAUGUAAAGUCAUCACGGAAGAGACACAAAAUUAAAUUAAGUGAAUCCAGUUUAUGGUGUUCAUUACAAUUUCAUGCUCA
Tetranychus urticae (two-spotted spider mite) is the source of this 1763-nucleotide messenger RNA. RefSeq lists its product as uncharacterized. Gene Ontology annotation, molecular function: DNA-binding transcription factor activity, RNA polymerase II-specific; RNA polymerase II cis-regulatory region sequence-specific DNA binding. The record is from RefSeq and is a predicted model, not a curated record. Gene Ontology annotation, biological process: regulation of transcription by RNA polymerase II. Gene Ontology annotation, cellular component: nucleus. Lineage: Eukaryota; Metazoa; Arthropoda; Arachnida; Trombidiformes; Tetranychidae.